AUGUGUCCUAUGUGGCUAUUGGUCGUGGCAGUGGUGGGCGUGGCCAGGGGAGCUGCCAGUCAGUGCUGGGAGCAUCCCGUGUGUCAAGAGCCAAAGUCUGAGAGCAGCGUGCUGGAGUGUAUCCAUCUGUGUCACUCUGACCUCACUGUUGAGACGCCCGCAUUCCCAGGCGACGCCCACCUCCACCAGGACAAGCGCUCCUACUCCAUGGAGCACUUCCGCUGGGGGAAGCCACGCCGCACCAAACGCUACGGCGGCUUGAGGAAGAGCUGGGACGAGAAGAACCGGAAAACCCUGAUGACUCUGUUCAAGGCCGUCUUCAACAAGGACAGACAGCAGCAGGGGAUAGGAGAGAGGGAGAGAGGAGGAUCCAUGGAGGAGGAGAGAGAAUGA
Molecule: messenger RNA, 393 nt
Organism: Lampris incognitus (smalleye Pacific opah)
Lineage: Eukaryota; Metazoa; Chordata; Actinopteri; Lampriformes; Lampridae
Product: pro-opiomelanocortin-like
Exons: 3
Coding region: 1-393 (130 amino acids)
Biological process (GO): neuropeptide signaling pathway
Molecular function (GO): neuropeptide hormone activity
Source: RefSeq, a predicted model, not a curated record